CGAGACGAAUGUCGCCUUCUGUUUCCUGAACGCGAUUCAAAAUGGCGGGUGCUCAGUUCGAGUACGAUGAGAGCGGAGGAACUUUUCUUUAUUUCCUAACGUCCGUAUGGAUACUGUUUCUGUUGCCUGUGACGUAUUAUUUGUGGCCCAAGGGACAAGUAGAAGAAGAAAAACGUCUACAGAAGCUGGAAAAGGUCCACAGCCACAGUCUGUGGUACCAACUCAAACUGAACAAGACACGGUCAAAGGCCAAGUCAACUGCUAAGAAAGUCAUCUUGGCGAUAGGAUGGAUCAUCUUCCUUAUCCUGGCGUACAAGUCUUCUCAAGUAGAGCGGGACCAUGUGGAAUAUGACCCGUACGAGAUCCUGCAGAUAGACAGAGGAGCGAGUCAAGCAGAUGUGCGUCGUCAGUAUCGCCUGCUGAGUCUGAAACACCAUCCUGAUAAAGGUGGUGAUGAGGACACCUUCCGCAAGAUUGCCAAGGCAUAUCAGGCUUUGACUGAUGAAGAGACAAGGAAGAACUGGGAGGAAUAUGGGAACCCAGAUGGACCACAAGCGACCACGUUUGGCAUUGCCCUGCCGUCCUGGAUUGUGGACAGUAAGAACUCCAUGUGGGUUCUGGCAGCGUAUGGAGUAGCCUUCAUGGUCAUCAUGCCUGUUGCUGUGGGCACCUGGUGGUACCGCUCCAUCAAAUAUAGUGCUGACCAAGUUUUACUGGACACCACUCAACUCUACUAUUACUUCUUCAACAAAACUCCCAAUAUGAAUGUAAAAAGAGCAGUGAUGAUCCUGGCAGCAUCUUUUGAAUUUGAAAAAGGUCAUAACCAUGAGGUUAUGGAGAGACCCAGCGACAACGUAGAACUUCCUCAGCUGAUGCGAGAACUGAGUCAGCUGAAUGAGAAGAGUAAGGAGCGCCCCCUGUGCUAUCCCUACAGCAUCAAGGCGCGCUGUCUGGUGCACGCUCACUUCAGCAGGAUUGACCUGCCUCCCAAGACUCUGGAGCUCGACCGUCAGCUGAUCCUGCGGAAGUGCCCCACCCUGGUACAGGAGAUGGUUCAGGUGGUGGCCCAGCUGGUGGCACUGGCUCAUGCCGGCAGAGUGUCUAACCUGCCCCGUCUGGAGACCAUAGAGAACUGUAUGAAGCUGUCCCAGAUGACAGUGCAGGGUCUGUGGGAUAACAAGUCUCCUCUACUGCAGCUGCCUCACAUCAGGGAGGACAACCUCAGACACUUCGUCUCCAAGAGAAGAAACAUCCGCAGCAUUCGGCAGCUGGCUACCAUGGAUGAGAAAGACAGGAGGGCAUUACUGAGGAACAUGACAGAUGAAGAGUACGAGGAUGUUAUGGAGGUCAUUAAGAAUUUCCCCAUCGUGGAAAUGGAUGUGCAGUCUCUAGUCCUGGAUGAUGAAGACACCUACACCAUAACUGCUGGAGCCAUCGUCACUGUCAAUUGUAAACUCAAACGGCAGAGUAUGGAAUCUGUAGUUAGCCAGGGUGUGGAGGAGCCACCAGCUGCUGAAGUUGAUGAAGAACCUGAGGAGGAGGAACAGCCUGAGAAAGUGGUGAACAAACCCAAACCCUGGCAGAAGAACCGGAAGGGGAAGCAGAAGGCAGGAAAAGCCAAGAAGAAGCCGAACAAGACCCAGCAUCAGCAGAACAAGAAGCAGCAGCAAAAUGGAGCCCUUCCACUGGACAAGCUGAAGGAAGGGGAAAACAAUAGGAUACAGGAAGUGAAGGCUGGGAAAGACGAGGACUCCUCUAACUCAGACUGGGAGGAUGAGCCUGACCGGGAAGACGAGGAUGGGAGUGGCAGUGACAACGACGGUCAGAGACAGUCAGAAGAUGAUGAUGAUAACUGGGAUGCCCUACAGGCCAGGAUUAACAGGAAAGAGAAGGUGCUGGAGACCAAGUCCAAGAUUAGCCACACCGUCCACGCUCCCUACUUCCCUGAGGAGAAGCAGGAGUGGUGGUGGCUGUAUGUGGCAGACAGGAAAAAACACUCCCUCAUCACAGCCCCCUGUAUGGUGACCAGUCUACAGGAGGAGGAGGAGGUUGAGUUGAAGUUUGCAGCCCCAGACAAGCCGGGUACCUACCAGUACACAGUCUGCAUCAGAUCUGACUCUUACCUGGACUUCGAUGUCAUGAAGAGCAUAAAGUUGGACGUCAAAGAAGCCAAGGAGGCAGUGGAUGCUGAAGCUGCAUGGAACCUAUCGGAGGAUGAGGAUGAGAAUAAUGAUGAAGAGGAGGACAUAUCAGACUAUGAAACUGAUGAUGAAGAGGAAGACUGAUUCCCCCAUUCCAGAUUGACUUGAGAAUACAACAGAUGUUGUUACAGUACUAGUGUAGACAAUGCCACAUCCCAACUGUAUGAAUUCAUGUAGUAAUACUUAAUCCAACACAGAAGAUAGCAACUUGUGCAAAGUGUGAUUUCUGGGACCCUGAAGCCUUCCAUUUAUUGUCAUUAGUACAGUGUUAUUUCUUUAUGUUACCUGUACUAUGAAACUGCUUUUUUAUCUCCUGUGUGUGGGCAGUUAGAGGGUGGGGGGAUGGUGUAACCACAGACUGGAGUGACAGGAAAUACAGUCCAGAGGUGGGACUGACAGGAAAUAGAGUUCAAUGAUGGUAGAAUUUUAACUGCAGAUGAAAGUGACAAAAAGUACAGUUCAGAGGAUGUAGAAUUAGUCAAUUUAUCAACUUUGGCUGCUGACAGACAUUCCAGGUCAGGGGUCAUGGAAGAGGCUACUAAUUCAGGGGGAGGUGUUGUUUUUGGUUUGUUUGCGCAGUUAUACAUUUUCUUUAUGCUAGUCAUGUUUACCAUACAGUUAUUGGACAGCUAUCAGUGGACAUGUGUAAUGUGAGGUAAAACAUUUUGUGUAACUAAUGAAAUACAAUCAAACAAGCCUUACUACGAGAAACUUUUAAUAUUUCACAGACACAUCUUUUAAGUCUUUUGUGUUGAAUUUCUCAUCAUGUAAAGCUACAUGUAUAGGGGUUUUGGAAGCUCAGUCAUCUCUACAACAUACUAGGAUUUAGUCUGUGUAAAACUUACUCUGACUGUCUGGGGCUCUAUGAGCAGAGGUUGUUGUAAUGAACACCUCUAAGCCAGGAGGGAGUUCAGGAUUCUCACUUAGGACACAGCAAGUAACUUUUAUGGAUGACAUCAGCACGCAUUAAUUUUCGCCUGAUUUUGGAGAGAAAACAAAAAUUUUGUUGCCUUCUGACAGUGG
This is a messenger RNA of Branchiostoma belcheri (Belcher's lancelet), 3224 nucleotides long. Its product is annotated as translocation protein SEC63 homolog. The transcript has 21 exons. The record is from RefSeq and is a predicted model, not a curated record. Gene Ontology annotation, biological process: SRP-dependent cotranslational protein targeting to membrane; post-translational protein targeting to endoplasmic reticulum membrane. Lineage: Eukaryota; Metazoa; Chordata; Leptocardii; Amphioxiformes; Branchiostomatidae. Gene Ontology annotation, cellular component: Sec62/Sec63 complex. Bases 42 to 2285 code for a protein of 747 amino acids. Gene Ontology annotation, molecular function: RNA binding; transmembrane protein transporter activity.